Molecule: messenger RNA, 888 nt
Organism: Saxophila tyrrhenica
Lineage: Eukaryota; Fungi; Ascomycota; Dothideomycetes; Mycosphaerellales; Extremaceae
Exons: 2
Coding region: 1-888 (295 amino acids)
Source: RefSeq, a predicted model, not a curated record
AUGGCCAGCCAAAGCACAGUAGAAGCGUGGCUCACAUGGGCCUUUUCGCCCUCGAUAUCAGCCAUCUUGGUCACGCUUGUGAUCAGUCUCCUCUCGCCCAUACUGAUCCAUAUCUACCUGUACCGUAAGGCGCAGUCGAAAGAAUUACCCUCAUUCCUGCUACUUGGGCCCAGUGGUGCUGGGAAAACUACCCUCCUCACGCUGUUCGCCAACGGCACCCCCUCCACCACCCAUACCAGCCAAGAACCCCAAACCGCUCUCUGCCGCUUGCCCUCCACCGUCCGAUCCUCAGAAGACCGCUACCGCUCCGAACACGAUACCUCCUCGCGCUCCCAACCCCAGUUCCUCCUCGUCGACACCCCGGGCCACGGCAAACUCCGCCACCACGCCGUCACCUCGCUAACCUCCCCGGGGUCUCUAAAAGGCCUGAUCUUCGUCGUCGACAGCGCGGCCACGAGCUCCUCGGCCGGCCUGACAGCAGCCGCAGAAUACCUUUACGACAUCCUGCUCAUCCUCCAAAAACGCCACACCCAUUCCAAAACCUCCAAAGACCCCACCGCACUCCCGGUGCUGAUCGCAGCGAACAAACAAGACGUCUUCACCUCCCUCCCCACCGGGCUGGUCAAGAGCAAGCUCGAAGAGGAGAUUGCCCGCGUGAGGCAGACGAGGAGUAAAGGCUUGCUGGAUAGUGGGAUUGGCAUGGAAGAUGCGAAUGUGGGGGAUGAGGAGGGGAAUUGGUUGGGGGAGUAUGGGGCGCGGGAAUUUGGGUUUGGGCAGAUGGAGGAGCAUGGGGUGGAUGUUCGGGUGGCAGGGGGGAAUGUGAGGGGGGAGGGGGAGGGGGAGGGGAGGGUGGAGGAGUGGUGGGGGUGGGUGGGGGAGAAUUUGUGA